GAUAGGCCACAAGGCUAACGCGGCGGAAUAAUAAUCGUACGACGCGUUAUCGUCCCGACCGGGCGGUAUUCGUUUUCGACCGGACCGGGUCGAGCGAUCCGAUGCGUGACGUUGUUGCGCCACGAACUCGUUGUACGUCCGCAGACGACUCGUCGACACGUAACGCGUACGCCACUCGCCGCCGAUCGAUAACACCAGCGUGUUUUUUUCGUGAUAAGUAGGUUUUCGCGAUUUCCGAAACAGCUAAUAGUUCGCAAUACUUUCGCGUAGUACACCCAACGACCUGAGACCGAUCAGUCGACGUUUGGACACGCGAACGGGAACAUGUCGAUUCCGGGACCGUCGGGCGUCGCGUCCGCGGGCGAUCAGUACGGCCGGGUGAAGGCUACCACUGACAAGUUUUUCACGAGCUUGCGCGAGGCCAGGAACUACGAGAGCCAAGGAAAAACGAAUUCGGCGUUAUUGGAGUACGAACAAUGCUUAACGCUUAUCGACGACGUCUUCUCUGUUCCGCUGACCAGACCUGCUGAUCUUAGUUUAGAAUGGACGGAAGUGGAUAACAUUCUGCAAUAUUUAAAAACUGAAAAAAAAGAAAUUUUAAAUCGUAUCGUUGAGUUACAAAGGACUAGUGGCUCAGAUAUGGUCGUCGAUAGACCUUUACAAAGUCCUCCGUCCUAUCAGGAAGCUACACGUUCAGACGAAGAACAGUCCAAUGUUUCUGUUACGUUAGAACAACCAAUUUCCUAUGGCCAGUUAUCGGCAAUGCUUAAUGAUUUACGUAUAGACAUUGAACAAAGUUCUACAGCUACUGUACUGAUUAGCUGCGAUAACUCACAAGUAUUUUUCAUUCCUGCUAAUGGACAAGUUACGUCGCCAUCGGAAAGAUCAAACGUUAAAAUUUUUAUGCUUGAAGGUACAAAUGUUGACAGUCCUCCGAGGUACUUUCUUAGCAUUGAAGACAUUUACUAUCCUCUAGUUGCUAAUGAAUCACCAUGUCUUCGCACAGAUUAUGGAGCAUUUUUAUUCCCUGAUAUUGAAAAUAGGCAUGCAUCUAUUGGUGUUCUAAUUCCUUCAGAACAUUUGGAAAUUUUCACGUCUAUUCUAGAAGAUAUACUUCAAAAAUCAUUAAGAAAAAAAAUCGACCCUGCUAGAGAAAAAGGUCGUAAAAUUUCAGGACACAUUGUUAAAGGAGCAACUUUUCUUUCAAAUGGAUUAGUAAAAGGAGCUGAAAAAACAACAAAUUUUAUGAACAAUUCUACUCCAGGUUUAAUGAAUUAUAUAAAUCCAUCUCAAAAUGAUACACAUGUUUGUCCUCCAGUAAAAAAAGGGGUUAAAAUUGCAAAAAAUGUGACAUGUACUGCAGCAGAUGUAACUUGUUUUGUUGCUGGAAAAAUAGGUACAGCAUCUUGUGCACUUGGAAAAUUCCUUGCUCCACAUGUUCAUAAAGGCGGUACAAAGAUUUUAUCAGGUGUUACUAGUAUGGACAAAGAUACAGCUUCUAAGCAAAUGACGAAUGUACUUGACAUAGCAGCAGGAGCAAUAGAAGGUUUUGGAAUUGUUUAUGACGGCUUAGAGAAAUCUGGUAUCAUGCUUGGAAACAGUAUUUCAAAUAAUACUGUUCUUAUAGUUCGUCACAAAUUUGGCAACAAUGUUGGUGAAGUAACUCAAGACACUUUUGAAACUGUUGGGCAUGGGUUACGAUUCACUAGAACAGUCAAAGAAUUGGGUCCUAAAAAUAUUGUUAAGUCAACUGUUAAAGAAACUGGUCGUGCCUAUAUGGUUCCAACAAAUGAUUAGAAAAUAUGUCAUAAAAUGUUAUAAAUUCUUACUGUGAUUAGUUUUGUUAUUUUGCUGUUUUUUUUUAUAAAAUAUUUUUUUCUAAAA
This is a messenger RNA of Sipha flava (yellow sugarcane aphid), 1884 nucleotides long. Its product is annotated as protein spartin. Bases 325 to 1797 code for a protein of 490 amino acids. Gene Ontology annotation, cellular component: plasma membrane. The transcript has 6 exons. Gene Ontology annotation, biological process: cell division; negative regulation of BMP signaling pathway. The record is from RefSeq and is a predicted model, not a curated record. Lineage: Eukaryota; Metazoa; Arthropoda; Insecta; Hemiptera; Aphididae.